GGGGAGCUCUCGCGAGAGGAGCCAAAAGAAGAUGGCUGUGCCCUGUAUUUCGGCGUGAAGCCGCGGAGGCGGCUGCGGUGGCCGGGACGGGGUUCCUGGCGUCGUGGGCGCCUGAGCGCUAGCUCCCCCCAGCGAGCGCGCGCCCCUGCGUGCCUAGGCGCGAGCCGACUCUUUUCCUCCGGGAGAUGCGUUUGUCCCUGGCUCGGGGACACCCUGGGAGUUCAUGCUGCGCUGGAGGCGCCUGGCCGCCGCUCUAAUCGCCGUGUGCCGCCGCAGCGCCAGCUCUGUCGCCGGCGGUGAGCCUCCCGGAUCUCCUCUCUGCCCCCGGCGGCGGCGAUGACCGGGGAGAAGAUCCGCUCUCUGCGGAGGGACCACAAGCCCAGCAAAGAAGAGGGGGACCUGCUGGAGCCCGGGGAUGAGGAAGCGGCGGCUGCCCUCGGCGGCACCUUUACCGGGGGCAGGAUUGGCACUGGCGGCAGCGGCAAGGGCGGCAAAGCCUGUCAUAAGAUCUUCAGUAACCAUCACCACCGGCUGCGGCUGAAGACAGCUCCGGCCUCCUCCAAUCCCCCCGGCGCCCUGGCCCUGCCGCUGCUCAAUUCCUCCGUGACUACCACCUCCCAGUCCCCGGCUCUGCUAGCGGGCACCGACCCCAUUGCUGUCGUCGCAGUUGGAGGCAGUUGCCCCGCACAAUACCCGGUGCACGAGUGCGUCUUCAAGGGGGAUGUGAGGAGACUGUCCUCUCUCAUCCGCACACACAAUAUCGGGCAGAAAGAUAAUCACGGAAACACUCCUUUACAUCUUGCUGUGAUGUUAGGAAAUAAAGAAUGUGCCCAUUUACUUUUGGCUCACAAUGCUCCAGUAAAGGUGAAAAAUGCUCAGGGAUGGAGCCCGCUGGCGGAAGCCAUCAGCUAUGGAGAUAGACAGAUGAUUACAGCUCUUUUAAGGAAACUUAAGCAGCAAUCCAGGGAAAGUGUUGAAGAAAAGCGACCUCGAUUAUUAAAAGCCCUGAAAGAGCUAGGUGACUUCUAUCUAGAACUUCACUGGGAUUUUCAAAGCUGGGUGCCUUUACUUUCCCGAAUUCUGCCUUCUGAUGCAUGUAAAAUAUACAAACAAGGUAUCAAUAUCAGGCUUGACACUACUCUCAUAGACUUUACUGACAUGAAGUGCCAACGAGGGGAUUUAAGCUUCAUUUUCAAUGGGGAUGCGGCACCCUCUGAAUCUUUUGUAGUAUUAGACAAUGAACAAAAAGUUUAUCAGCGAAUUCACCAUGAGGAAUCAGAGAUGGAAACAGAAGAAGAGGUUGACAUUUUAAUGAGUAGUGAUAUUUACUCCGCAACUUUAUCAACCAAAUCAAUUUCUUUCACACGUGCCCAAACAGGAUGGCUUUUUCGAGAAGAUAAAACAGAAAGAGUAGGAAACUUUUUGGCAGACUUCUAUCUGGUGAAUGGACUUGUUUUAGAAUCAAGAAAAAGAAGAGAACAUCUCAGUGAAGAAGAUAUCCUUCGAAAUAAGGCCAUCAUGGAGAGUUUGAGUAAGGGUGGAAACAUAAUGGAACAAAAUUUUGAGCCGGUGAGAAGACAGUCCCUUACCCCUCCUCCUCAGAACACUAUUACAUGGGAAGAAUAUAUAUCUGCUGAAAAUGGAAAAGCUCCUCAUCUGGGUAGAGAACUGGUGUGCAAAGAGAGUAAGAAAACAUUUAAAGCCACAAUAGCCAUGAGCCAGGAAUUUCCCUUGAGAAUUGAAUUAUUAUUGAAUGUUCUGGAAGUAAUAGCUCCCUUUAAGCACUUUAACAAGCUUAGAGAAUUUGUUCAGAUGAAGCUUCCCCCAGGCUUUCCUGUAAAACUAGAUAUACCUGUAUUUCCUACGAUCACAGCCACUGUGACUUUUCAGGAGUUUCGAUAUGAUGAAUUCGAUGGCUCCAUCUUUACUAUACCUGAUGACUACAAGGAAGACCCAAGCCGUUUUCCUGAUCUUUAACUGACGUGGAAAAUGAUGUCAUCUAACCAAGAAAAAACAGGAGAAUGCAGAGACCCCACCAGUGGAUCCAAAUCGAAGGGACAAAUAUUUUCAACAAAGAAAAGGGAAUGACACAUUGAACUGACACAUCAGUAAUAUGAUAUAAUGAAAUGGGCCUCUAGUAAGCAUUUCUGCAAGUUUCCUGAUGUGCCAUUUUCAGUCUUUGAAAAAAAUAUACAUAUUAUCAGUGUAAUAGUUUGACACCUUAAUGAACCUAAGUCCUUCUUAUGUAAAACAGCUAUGAGUGCUGUGAUUUGUUUUUAAAAAUUUUUACACUUCUUGUUGAAAUAUAUAUGCAUAUAAAUAUAUCUAUAUAUCUAAAACACUCCUGGACCAUUAUCUUAAAUUAAAUGUCUUAAGAGAUAUGAAGCCCUUUUAAACUUGUCAUCUUAUAUUCAAGGUGACAUUUAUAAAUAUUCCUUCAAGCUUUGUUUUCAUAAAAUGUAAAUUAUGUAACAUUAUGUAUAGUUCAGUAAUUUGAAUGUUUAUUCAAUAUAAUGAACUAGAAGGAAUGCAGUUUUCUGUAGAUGAAUGAACCAAAUGGUAACCAUUAAACAAUUGCGUUUAUAUGUUGCAAUACAUUUCAGGAGGAGCGUUCACACUGCAGGGAAUAAGGUACCUCCUUUAGCACCUUAGUGCAUUUCAUUGUGGUGCUAUUUGUUUUUACCUGAAUUCUUUCUUCAAUGGAAAAAUGUUUGUUACUAAUCUUCCUUUCAUAGAACCUCUAUUUUUUUUUUUCUAAACUUGAGUUUAAAAUCUUUUUUGUGUUCCUGAUAAGGUAUGGUUAGCAUGCUUAAAGAUAUUCCUCUUCCAAAUCUCAGCACUUUAAAAAAUUCCAAAUUUUUAAACUUGCUUCCUAAUAUGUGUACAUCAUUCUAAUUAUUUUGUUUUUAGUGGAAUAUGGAUGUAUUGGUGUCAGUUUUAAAAAACAACCCACAUAUUUUGGACAUCCCUACAUAUUUAAUGCUUUCCAAGUAAGAUAAAAACAUUUUAUAUGUUAACAGAAUAUAUUUGUUACAAGUUAAAUUCCAGAAACAUAAUAAGACUGACAAUUCCUGUUUAUUUUUUUAAGUCUCAAAAUAUUUAUUGAUUUUAAUUAUCUGCAAAGUGUUAAAAUCAUGCAUUACUCAUUUUUGCACUUGAAAUUUUCAUGUUUAUUCCAAGAUGGUUUGAAGGUCCAAGAAUGAAAAUAAUUAGGAAGAAUAAUGUAUAACAGUCAAAAAAUGUUAUGUUGUAUUAAAGAGCUUAGCUAAAAAAAAUGUUUUUUAUAAUAUAUCCUGAUAAAUGUGUCAGAAUGCAUCUGUCAAGUUUUUUAGAGUGACCAGUAGUUUAAAUGUUUUUCAGGAUUUUAAAUAAUUUGAAUGAAUUUAAAGACCUUUAUUGAAGAGAUGAUUUAUUUAAAAAUUCAAAGCAUCAAUCAUAAAUUUUUUAUAAUAAACAUCUUUUAAGCUGCAUCUCCAUACUGAUACAUACUACAUUGCAUAUGUUGACAUUUUAUUAAUACAUUUUAUAAUGACACAAAAUAAUCAUAGUUAAAAAUUCAAAGACCACUUACUUCCUUAUGUGGGUCUGUUGAAUUGGAAAGAGUUGGUAAACCCAGACUAGGUUUAUUGAAUAGAAAUUGAUCCCUAUUAUUUUGGGAAUGCUUGUAGAGCCAGUGGCAGAGACUGAAUUUUCCCGUCAAUAUGAGGUUUGACACCCUGAAAGGCAAUGAUCAUUGUUGUUUUUAGGCUCCUUUACUUUGUGGGAAUACAGUAUACUUUAAGGAAUAUACUGCAGAUUUUUUUCAUAAAGUACUGACAACUUAGUGGGGAUAAGGCGUGGUAAAUUGCAGCUUGCGAUUGAUCCAUUUCCUGAAAGCUGUGAAUAUUUUGCUGGGGUACACUGGAGGUACGAAGACUACUGAAAACUUUUGCACUGGAUUUUGUUUUUAAUUCUUAUAUUUUCCUUUCAUAAAAAAAUAGUGGAAGGAGAUUAUCCAUUCCAAAAUGUCUUUUAUCUGAUCACUUAGGACAAACAAAUGUCAUUAUCUCUUGAUGGUGAAAACAAGGAGCCAAUUAAUGCAAAUAAACUUUUCACAAUAUUAGACUUUUCAAAAUGUGCCUUUUAAUCGGUUAAUGAAGCUAUAUGCUGUGUUUCAAUUAAGUAGAGCAAACAUAUUGUGUACUCUCACAUUAAAAUCUAGAUGUAAUGUAGGCCCAUAAAAUUCUAUAUGCCUUUCAUUUAUGGUUGAAGACUCUCUUUAAACUUGGGGGAUAAUAAAAAGGGUCACCUUAAAUGGCCAUUUAUGAAUGCUCAAUAUUCCUGCCACCAGUAUGGUAUCAAAAGAUGAAGAUUUUUAUCUUUGAGAAAUUUACCCCUAAGAGAAUUAGAGAAAUUGCUGUGGACAUUCAUAUACAACAAAUUGUCAAACUUCAUGGAAGAAGCAUAAAGCAGUUGCUCAGAUUGUUGUAAGUACAUAUAAAGACCUGGAAAUUAACACAUUUCAAAGAGAAAUUGAGAACUGUCAUAAGUUGAAAAACUGUUUCCUUCUCAUGUUUAGAACUGGUAUUGAGCACCCACCACUCACUAAUAAAAAUGGGUUUCAUAACGUUAUUCAUGUAUAUUGUAUUAUUCGCAACUUGGGUGAAGGUGGUGAAUUAUGAUUAAGCAAGCCCUCACCCUAAUUUUCACUGACUACAGCAAACACAGAUCCUGUUUUAAGACCAUGCAGGAGAUGGAAUAAACAUUUUCACUAAGUAGUGAGUUAUGGGAUGUUUUAUUUUGCUUAUUUGGUAUUUCUAUUUGUAACUAACACAGAAGAAAAAAAGCUGUAGAAAAGUAGGUGGUUUUGGCAUACUGUUUAUAGUAAGCUAGUCUUUUAAAACUACCUGAAAGUUAUUGAUUAGUAUGUCUCAGUGUCUUUGGCGUUAAUGCCGACAGAAAGGAUCUUAACCAUGUUUUCUCAAAUGAACAAAAUGCAUCCUUACCAAAAUUGUUAUUUGGAAUCUUUCAAAGAAAACUAACAGCGAAACUU
Talpa occidentalis (Iberian mole) is the source of this 5032-nucleotide messenger RNA. It is a transcript of the gene ANKRD13C, whose product is annotated as ankyrin repeat domain 13C. The transcript is spliced from 13 exons. NCBI's taxonomy places the organism in Eukaryota, Metazoa, Chordata, Mammalia, Eulipotyphla, Talpidae. Gene Ontology annotation, molecular function: protein binding. The record is from RefSeq and is a predicted model, not a curated record. Gene Ontology annotation, cellular component: cytoplasm. The coding region runs from base 337 to 1977 and encodes 546 amino acids.